AUGCCGCCUAACGUAGAUGUUAGAAGCAAUUACAGGUUCCGUUCCAGUAAUCCCGCCUCUAGCAACAAGGAGAUUGGCAGAUUCGUAGCUCCUAUUACAUCAGACGCCUUAUAUGAUCCAGGCCAGCUGUUUAUUCACAAGGCCUUUGCUUACAAAGGGGUUGUCGUUUGUGCAUUCAAAUGCAGAUUCCAGGAGAAGAAGAGUAGUACUAGUGAUCGAAGGUACUACCAAGUGUUGAUUGAUAGAGGUGACUGGAGCCAUAUGGGUUUCCCAGUUGAUCUCACCUCAUAUCUGAUGGAUGGCACGAGUCGUGGUGAAAAACUACUCACUCUUAUCAAUGGUAUGGAUUGUGUUUCACACAGCGACAUUCUUCCGUUCAAUGCUUUCGAUCGAGAGCCCUUGGAUCACGAUUUGUUUCAUCGGAUAUUCGAUUCACGUUAUUCAGGUAAGGAAGUCAAGAUAACCAUGAAGACCAAUCUGUUCGAAAAUUAUAUGGCGUCACAGAGGUCAUGGUUAGCACCAAGAGAUGUCUACAGAGAGGUCACAGAAAAUAUCGAGGUAACUGUCACCACAUUUUACCUUGGAAGUACUAUGAGUGCUGGGCAACUGAGGCAUGUGUGGCGGUAUGUCAUAAGGUUAGAGAAUCAUUCCCCGCAAAAUUCUGUAAUUCUUCGCGAACGGUUUCUGAAAGUUUACUCUCUCAAUAAUAUGAAUCAGGCGCAUGGUCAUGGAGUUAUCGGAAAGCAGCCUGAAUUGAAUGCUCAGACUCCAGCGUUUCAGUUCAGCAGCACUGUUGAAUUGGCUCAUUCUAAAGGAGGUCACAUGUGGGGUCGGUUUAAAAUGGAACGACCGAAUGGGUCAACGUUCGAUGUUGCAAUACCGACGGUUGUUUUAGAGUCUUUCGAUGAAAGCAGCGUUGGAAACAUUGAGAAGACCGUAGAAUGA
This is a messenger RNA of Haemonchus placei, 945 nucleotides long. NCBI's taxonomy places the organism in Eukaryota, Metazoa, Nematoda, Chromadorea, Rhabditida, Trichostrongylidae. The record is from the annotation of a GenBank genome assembly.